Messenger RNA from Mangifera indica (mango), 1100 nucleotides. Its product is annotated as beta-carotene isomerase D27, chloroplastic. Lineage: Eukaryota; Viridiplantae; Streptophyta; Magnoliopsida; Sapindales; Anacardiaceae. Gene Ontology annotation, molecular function: iron ion binding. The transcript has 7 exons. The record is from RefSeq and is a predicted model, not a curated record. Bases 188 to 967 code for a protein of 259 amino acids.
AAAGCCAGAAACAAAACGCAAAAGCAUCUUUGAGUUCACAGAAGGAAUGUUUAUGAGUGCAAAAUUCCAAAAAUUCUUCAGUAUAAUCGCCAUGAGAUUUCUGUGAAAUGUUCUUUGUAUAUGUACCCUCGUGUUCUUUUACUUGUUCCUCGUCCCUCUCUCUGCAUAAGGAAUUUGAGUUUCAAAUAUGGAAGCUGCCAAAAUGAGUAGAAACCUGUUCACCACAACUCUAGCUCAAAAUCAUAAGCCAAAAUGCUCGCGUACAAUUAUUGUUGCGGUGCUUGCAAGGCCGCCAACCGAUCAUCAUCUUCGUCAUCAAAAAAUUUAUAUAAAACCAGUUGAUGGGGUUGUGCGGAAGACGGUGUAUAAUGACAACUGGUUUGAGCAAAUGGCGAUUAAUUAUUUGUCUCGAUGUGUUCAAGAUGCAACAGGUAAAAGAAACGAGAAGGCCGGCUAUGAAAGCUUGGUGGAGGCAACUACAGCAGUUGCACGAAACUUCAAUCCUUCCCAGCAACUUGAGCUCGUUAAUCGAGCUCUUAAAAAAGCCAUCCCAAGUCCACUUCUCCAAUUGAUGCGAACGUUGUUCCCAGAAACAAAAUUCUCAAGAGAGUUUUUUGCCGUCUUCACCAGUCUGUUUUUCGCUUGGCUAGUAGGACCCUGCCAGGUGAAAGAAUCAGAGGUGAAUGGAAGAACAGAAAAGAAUGUAGUUCACAUUAAAAAGUGCAGGUUUCUAGAGCAGGCUAAUUGUGUAGGGAUGUGCACCAAUCUUUGCAAAAUGCCGACUCAAACGUUUAUCAAAGAAUCAUUUGGAAUGCCAGUCAACAUGGUUCCUAAUUUUGAUGAUAUGAGCUGUCAAAUGAUAUUUGGUCAGGAGCCUCCUGCAGCAUUCGAUGACCCUGCAUUCAAACAGCCCUGCUACAAAUUAUGCAAAGAAAAGCAAAAGCACAGUGUGAAGUGCUUCACUUAAUGCAGAAGAAGAUUGAACAAGAAGGAAGAGUUUGCUGGAGAAGGUUCUUUAUGAAUGCUUUUCUAUAUCAUUAACAUAAAAUUGUACAAAUUAUACCACUGUAAUACAAAUCAAUAAAGAAUUAUAAUUUUAU